GGCGCGGCAGAGGCCGGGAUGCGCGCGGCGUCCCGCGGCAGUCAGUCCGCCCGCCGCCGCGCCGAGCCGCCCGCGGGGCUGCCGUGCUGAGCCCGCGCCCGCCGCGCCUCCCGCCCCGCCUCCCGCGCCAUGGCGGCCCCCGGCACCGUCGCCUCCGUCAUGGCGAGUAAAACCAAGACCAAGAAGAAACACUUCGUGGCGCAAAAAGUGAAGUUGUUCCGGGCCAGCGACCCGCUGCUCAGCGUCCUCAUGUGGGGGGUGAACCACUCGAUCAAUGAACUGAGCCAUGUUCAAAUCCCUGUUAUGUUGAUGCCAGAUGAUUUCAAAGCAUACUCAAAGAUAAAGGUGGACAAUCACCUUUUCAACAAAGAAAACAUGCCAAGUCAUUUCAAAUUUAAGGAAUAUUGUCCAAUGGUUUUCCGUAAUCUAAGAGAGAGGUUUGGAAUUGAUGAUCAGGACUUCCAGAACUCAUUGACAAGAAGUGCACCUCUUGCCAAUGAUUCCCAAGCACGCAGUGGUGCCCGGUUUCAUACGUCUUAUGACAAAAGAUAUAUCAUCAAAACGAUAACAAGUGAAGAUGUAGCAGAAAUGCACAACAUACUGAAGAAAUACCAUCAGUUUAUUGUGGAGUGUCAUGGGAACACCCUUCUUCCCCAGUUUCUGGGCAUGUACCGGCUCACUGUCGAUGGAGUUGAAAUAUAUAUGAUUGUUACAAGGAAUGUGUUCAGCCAUCGUUUAUCUGUUUAUAGAAAAUACGAUCUAAAGGGCUCUACUGUGGCUCGAGAAGCCAGUGACAAAGAAAAGGCCAAAGAGCUGCCAACAUUCAAAGACAACGACUUUAUUAACGAUGGCCAAAAGAUUCAUAUUGAUGAAAAUAACAAAAGGAUGUUCCUUGAGAAACUCAAAAAGGACGUUGAGUUCCUUGCUCAGCUAAAACUCAUGGACUACAGCUUGCUAGUUGGAAUUCAUGAUGUUGAAAGAGCUGAACAGGAGGAAGUAGAGUGUGAAGAGAAUGAUGGAGAAGAUGAAGGUGAAAGCGACGGGACGCACCCUAUUGGGACUCCUCCAGACAGUCCAGGAAACACACUGAACAGCUCGCUGCCUUUGGCUCCUGGGGAAUUUGAUCCAGCUAUUGAUGUUUAUGGAAUAAAAUCUCAUGAAAGUGCACCUAGGAAGGAAGUAUAUUUUAUGGCCAUUAUUGACAUUCUUACUCAUUAUGAUGCAAAAAAGAAAGCUGCCCAUGCUGCAAAAACAGUAAAGCAUGGGGCCGGCGCAGAAAUUUCAACCGUUAAUCCCGAACAGUAUUCAAAGCGCUUCUUGGACUUUAUUGCCAACAUCUUGACGUAACCCCUCAUGUCACACCGGACAGACCCGAGACCUGGGGACAGCAGCAGUGACCACGAGGGUAGGGAAAAAGGAACUCAGAGAAGCGCUCAUCUUGCAGAAAGCAACCCCUUUGUUUACAUCUGCUGGCAAAGAUGACUGAAGUGGGGUGGAAUACUCGCUUUAACAGCUGCCUGAUAUUCCCAGCAUAGUUCUAGCUAUUUCUGACUCUUUUGUGUGUGCAAAACAAACAAACAAACAAACAAACGUUAAAUUAAAUAAAUAGAACAGCUUACUCAGAGUGCGCUGUGACGGCCCCACUCUGACGCUACCGGCUGAAACGGAGCAACUGAGCAAAGAGGUGUGGGGUGGGGGUGGGGAGAGUAAAUGCAUGUUAAAUCUACCAUAUCGAUAGCAAAUUGUAAACUGUGGAUCAGUUUAUUUUUUGAACUAAAAGAUACGUGACAGUAUUCAUGACGGUGGUGAUAAUAAUAAAAACCUUACUGCGAAUGUUACACUUACACCGUGCACACUGGCACUCCUUACAGACAGCGCUGCAGCAGUGAGCCCGUGGUGCCGGAGCUCUUCCCAUCAGGUUCUUGCAGUUUUUUGGGGGGGGUUGUUGGCUUUUUUCCCCCUCUCUCCCAUUUCUUCCGCACACCGCAUGGGGCAGUCCGGGCUCUCAGGCACCAGGAGCCGAUGUCUCCGACCUUACAAAGAGCUAACGUGUAAUUCAUGCCGUGUGUACAUUUUUGCUACCGUGAACUUACAUUAAGGGAAAACCUUGCUUGUUUCACUUUGUUACCCGAAGUUGUCGUUUGUUUUAUAUUCUUGCAGUAUAGGAACUAAUAACGUUACAAGUGGAAAAGAGCUUAUGUGAAGAAGCACAUAGUUCUGGGCAAUGGUAGCUGCGUCUCUACCCGCGAGAGACGUGCGCACGGAUAGAAACUCCAUUCUCUUGUAAUUUAACGGGAAUUUGAAGUUCAAAUGCUUACAUUGUACUGCUGAAAUGGCAGUAUUUUAUUAUAGAUGAUCCCUCUAAAAAUUAACCCCAGAUUUACUGUUUACAUGAUUAGGAAAGCAGGGAUAUUUCUGAAUUUUAGAGCUGUGUACAAUAUAUGACUUUUAAGUUUACAUGUAAAGUUAUGUUGCAGUACAGAUGAAGUACGUUCGUCACCCUCCAAGUGUAACGUGCAGCCAUGUACUACGGUGAAUGUCUCCCUCACGUCCCCGGCAGACUCCUACAAUAAAACGAGGAAGGAGAUUGCAGAGGGAUUUUUCCCAAGGAUGUCUUUUAUCACCGAAACGACCCGUCCUGCCGUGUACUCGGAUCUGAUUGUACAGUGCGUUGCCUGAAACUGUGCUGAUCAUGUUUAACUCGUUUAAAAUUGUUAAACAACGACAUUGUAUUUCUUCUCUUCUUGUAUUUCUCCCUGGAAGAUUCCAUGCUUGAAAGACAGAUUUACACAUGCUUAAAGUUUAUCUACUUAUACACUGUGCUAAAGCUGUGCCUUUGAAAUUUCUGUAUUGAAAUUGUUAGAUUUUGUAGGCAAUCUAAAGGAAGUCAAGCCCUCCCCGUUGUCAUUUCUAACAGAGAUCAGGAGUGCCAGCAUGCCUUCUCCAUUACUAACAUCAGUGCUACUCAGCCUGCACCUGUGCAUAACGUACGUUUUACUUCCGAGGAGCCUAUAGAUAGCAGCCCAUCACACUCUUUGGUGGCCAAAGGCAACGCUAUCCCUGUUGCUGUGUACUCAUUCUUUUCUCCUUUCCCCUGCCUUUCCUACGGGAUUUUUUGUUACGUUUGACUUAGUGAUGUCUGCAGCACUGUAAUGUAUGUGUAUACUUUUGUAUUGUAUGUAUUUAAAUAAGUUGGUACUGUGGCUUGGUAUUUUGUUGUCCUUUCCCCUAUUCCCCCAUUGUCUGCAUUUAUCACCGGAGUUUCAUUUCCUGUGGCUUCCUGAAGCGUGAGGCCGCAGCGAGACCCUGAACUCAAAAUGAGGUACACGUGGAGUAAAUGUUCAAUUGCGGCCAAUGAGUGUACAUUUUUAGACCAUUUUAGAAAUGUACCACUUUCUGUCUGUGUAGCAGUUUUGUCGCUCAUUACCGUUGAUAAACUGUUUAUUUGGACAGGGCAAGGAGGUCUCAUUAUUGUAUAUGUUAGUGCUUAGAUUACACUCCAACCAUGAGCAAGGCUUUAUAAAAUAAAGCACUUUGAUGACUCA
This is a messenger RNA of Gallus gallus (chicken), 3545 nucleotides long. RefSeq names its product phosphatidylinositol-5-phosphate 4-kinase type 2 alpha (gene PIP4K2A). Gene Ontology annotation, molecular function: phosphatidylinositol kinase activity. The record is from RefSeq and is marked provisional. Gene Ontology annotation, biological process: phosphatidylinositol metabolic process. Lineage: Eukaryota; Metazoa; Chordata; Aves; Galliformes; Phasianidae. The coding region runs from base 130 to 1347 and encodes 405 amino acids. The transcript has 10 exons.